UACCAAGCAGUGCUUCUGCUCCAUUGUCACCUUGGAGCCCAAAGUACUUGGCAGCAGUUUGAUUGGAUGGCUCCUCUUACUUCUCUAACAUGCAGGAAGAGUUCACUGUAACAAUUUAGUUUACUAAACCAUUAGCUUUAUUUUAGGAAAGUUACUAUUUUGAUCUCAACAGAACUUGAAGGCUUGUAUCACAAUGUAUUGUGGAGAUUACAUACAAGGAACAAUUUUUCCAGCUCCAAAUUUUAACCCCAUUAUGGAUGCUCAGUUGCUAGGAGGAGCCCUACAGGGAAUCAGUUGUGAAAAAGAUGUGUUGAUUGACAUCCUAACACAGCGCUGCAAUUCACAGCGGCUCAUGAUUGCUGAGGCAUACAGAGACAUGUAUGGCAGGGAUUUGAUGACAGACCUAAAAGAGAAUCUCUCUCAUCACUUCAAAGAAGUCAUGGUUGGCCUAAUGUAUCCACCUGCAUCCUAUGAUGCCCAUGAGCUCUGGCAUGCACUCAAGGGAGUAAACACAGAAGAAAAGUGUCUAAUUGACAUAUUAGCCUCAAGAUCAAAUAUGGAGAUAUUCCAGAUGAAAGAAGCCUACUUAACACAAUACAACAGUGAUCUUCAACAAGAUCUUGAUUCUGAGACUUCAGGUCACUUCAGAGAUACUCUCAUGAACCUCGCUCAGGGAACAAGAAUGGAAGGAUAUGCAGAUCCUUCUACAGCUGCUCAGGAUGCAAUGAUUCUAUGGGAAGCCUGUCAGCAGAAAACAGGCGAACACAAAAACAUGCUGCAAAUGAUACUGUGCAACAGGAGUUACCAGCAGUUGUGGAUGGUUUUCCAGGAAUUCCAAAGUAUCUCUGGGCAAGACUUAGUAGAUGCCAUCAAUGACUGCUACGAUGGAUAUUUUCAAGAAUUACUGGUUGCAAUAGUUCUCUGUGUCCGUGACAAGCCUUCCUACUUCGCUUACAGACUCUAUAAUGCAAUUCAUGAUUUUGGGUUUCACAAUAAAACAGUCAUAAGGAUUCUCAUUGCCAGGAGUGAAAUUGACUUGAUGACUAUACGACAACGAUACAAAGAGAGAUAUGGGAAAUCACUCUUUCAUGAUAUUAAACAUUUUGCUUCAGGGCAUUAUGAGAGUGCUUUACUUGCUAUCUGUGCUGGUGAUGUUGAAGAUUAUUAAGAAAGAAGAUUAUGGAUUUUGAAGGCUGUAUAAAUUGAUCUUAAGUGGAAAUUCAAGCUAUACACAACACUUUGUAAUUGUAGGAGGUAUCUAAUCUAUUAAAGGAAUCAGAAAAGUCAGUACCAAACAUUUGACAAUUUUAAAUCUUUUUUGAGACAAGAAAAAUGUAAACACAUUGUCAGGAACAUGGUUUUAUCUCUAUUUCAGAUUAAUGUUUGUUACUGUUAUUAUUGUAAAUUAAUGGAAGAAUUGGUAAAAGUACUUUAUGUAAACACGCAUUUAUGAUUUAGUCACGCAACACUCCAGAACCUUAACACAAUAGACUUGGUGAUCCUUUAACUCUAUUCACAUCUGUUUUGAUGAGGAAAAAAAGUCACUAGAAGAUAAGGCAUUUCAUGGCUUUCUGCAGAGAACUCCAAAGGAUUAAAUUUCGACGUGUCAUUUGCACCUUUGUCAUUUAAAUCAUUGGAAGCCCCUUGCAGAGCGAGCUCUGAGCUGGCUCACAACGGCUAACACUUCACUCCCAAAGGUUCAAGGAUGCAGUGCUCCUCAGAGAACAUUUUGUGACAACUCAUACCACAAUGAACGAAGCGUAGAACAAAGUCAUAAACCCAAAGAUAAACGUAAUGCUCCUUUAUAAAAAUCUUUGCAGCCUAUCAGUUAAACUUGACACGUGUAUUUGUAUCUCCUACCUAGCUGUUCUGACAAGAGAUUUGCAAGUAUGGGAAAGUGAGGUAAUACUACACUUCAGUGACAUUCCAGUGUUCUUUUUACCUUUUGUUUUGCCUUAUUUUCCUACAGAUCUUCCAUCCUGACAUAGACCUUCGCUUUGUUUGAAAUAGGCACUUUGACCUUCUGCCAACAAGACUCACUAUAACAGAACAAAACACUACUAUUAAAACAAAUAUGUCCUUGACUUUGUGCUGUCGUACCACCUCCAGUCUGAAAAUAACGUAUUUCCAGCAUAUCUUGGUUUUCACAAACACUCAUACCCUAAACUUAUCAUAAACUUGAAAUUUUAGUUGGGUCCCUCUUGAGUUUGAGGAACUUCAAAAUACUUGAGGUAGAAAAUAAAAUUAUCGAGGCAGAACUUUAGACUGAACGGUUCUAGAAGGGAAGCCGACUGCCCAAAAAGUAAGAUAGCGAUAAGCACGAUACCAAUAUAUUAGCAUUAACAAAACGCUAAACUUGGGUUACGGCCUUGCAAGUGUAACUACG
This is a messenger RNA of Meleagris gallopavo (turkey), 2386 nucleotides long. It is a transcript of the gene ANXA10, whose product is annotated as annexin A10. Gene Ontology annotation, cellular component: plasma membrane; vesicle membrane; cytoplasm. NCBI's taxonomy places the organism in Eukaryota, Metazoa, Chordata, Aves, Galliformes, Phasianidae. Gene Ontology annotation, molecular function: calcium-dependent phospholipid binding; calcium ion binding; phosphatidylserine binding. The record is from RefSeq and is a predicted model, not a curated record.